AUGACCCUAAUUCAAAGAACUACUUGUAGAACACAAGAGCUAAGAGCAAUGGCACUGAGUUCUGGUUUCGGAAUUGUUCUUACAUUUUUCUUUCUUUUUCGCGUUUUUGAAGCUAACGAUACUGCUUUACCACCAAAGUUCUUCAAUGUGUUGGACUAUGGUGCUGUUGCAGAUGGAAAGACGGAUAAUUCUGAGGCAUUUCUCGAAGCAUGGAAAUAUGCGUGUGAAUAUGAUGGAAGAAGUGGGGUUGUAGUCCCUCUUGGGACGUUUAUGCUGGGAUCUGUCACCUUCCAAGGAUUGUGCAAGGGAUCUAUGGAGUUUUUAAUUAAAGGGACUCUUCAGGCCCCGACAGACAGUUCGAAGUUUUUCACUGACACCUGGAUUGGUUUUCAAUAUCUCGACGAUUUGACUGUGGAAGGUGGUGGAUCGUUGGAUGGCCAAGGAUCUGCUGCUUGGGGUUUUAAUGAUUGUGCAGAGAAUUCAAAAUGUUCACCUCUACCAGCUACAUUGAGGUUCAACUUUGUGAACAAUUCAAGAAUCCAGAAUGUACAAUCAAUCAAUAGCAAAAAUGCUCAUUUCAACCUUUUCGCCUGCAAUAACAUGAACAUCAGCCAUGUUAAAGUAAUGGCGCCAGCCAACAGCCCCAACACCGACGGCAUCCACAUUGGUAGCUCUCAAAAAAUCCAGAUCUCUCAGUCGACUAUUGGAACCGGGGACGAUUGCAUAGCCAUGAUUGCUGGCAGUCAAAAUAUUGACAUCUUCGACGUUAUUUGUGGGCCCGGACAUGGCAUCAGUGUUGGAAGCCUUGGAAGAGACCAUGAGAAUGAUUAUGUGCAAGGAUUAAGCAUAAGAAAUUGCACAUUUACAGGGACUGAAAAUGGAGUGAGAAUUAAAACAUGGUCGCCAUCUUUAAACAGUUUAGCUUCUGAUAUGAGAUUUGAGGACAUUUUCAUGCAAAAUGCUAGCAACCCUAUUAUUAUUGAUCAAGACUAUUGCCCACGUUCUCCUUGCACUCCCGAGGGUCAAUCGAUAUCGGGAGUUCAGAUAAAGAAUGUGACAUUCAAAAACAUUUGGGGCACUUCGAGUUCAAAGAUUGCAGUGAAUUUAGAGUGCAGUAAAAGAGUGCCUUGUCAGAAAAUCGAGUUUGUAGACAUAAAUUUGGUUCACAGUGGACCAGAUGGACCUGCAACUUCUCGGUGUGCUAAUGUCAUUGAUUCUUCUUAUGCCAAGCAGAUGCCGCCUGGUUGUGUAUAG
Molecule: messenger RNA, 1254 nt
Organism: Olea europaea var. sylvestris
Lineage: Eukaryota; Viridiplantae; Streptophyta; Magnoliopsida; Lamiales; Oleaceae
Product: exopolygalacturonase-like
Exons: 4
Coding region: 1-1254 (417 amino acids)
Biological process (GO): carbohydrate metabolic process
Molecular function (GO): polygalacturonase activity
Source: RefSeq, a predicted model, not a curated record